AUGAGUUCUGGCGCUAAUACAACGGUCAAGUCCGAAAAGGAUUUGUCCAAAUCGAAAAAAAUAGCGUGUGUUGAAUGCCGACAGCAGAAAGCCAAAUGCGAUGCCCAUGAAACAGCACCAGGGCCCUGUACACGGUGCAAGCGCAGAAACCUCCCCUGCGAACUGAAAUCGGACUACAAAAGAACUUAUAAGCGGGCAAAGAUUGCUCAGCUCGAAAAGGAGUACGAGGUUCUCCGUCAAAGAUUGCACGGAGACCCCCAGUCACUGGACCUGUUACCUCAUAUGAACGCUCUUUCCCCACUGCCUCCACAUGUGCAGCCGCCAAUUAUAUCACAACAAGCUAGGUUUGUGUCGCCAACACCGUCGCCGAUCCCCGUGGCGGCGAAAACAGUGCCCAAUUCGGGUCCGGUCGUGAUACGAAAUAAUGUGGAGCCAACGUUCUUCGGUACAAAGGGCCCAGAUCCCGUUCCUGUCCCGUGUAUUCAUAUCGAUCCGUCACUUUACGUGUGUCAGCCCAAGUCGUUGGGAGACGUUCAUCUUUCCGAGGAGCAGAUCAAGGCCCUUUUCGGCGAAUAUGUCGAAAGGUACCAUCCCAUUCUGCCUGUGGUUGAUGUCUUUAAAGGUGUUGAAAAACUCUACAAGCUGUGUCCGGUUCUUUUCUGGACCAUAAUGUACACUUCGCUGCGGAAACACCAAUCCGCGAUAAUCUCAAGGGAGGAGAGCAGCUCGCUGUAUUUUGCUCUUUCUCCAAUUCUCAAGUCCGCACUUGCUGAGCUUGCGAUUUCUCCAAUCACGAGGUACGCGCCAGCCGAGAUGGAGGAGGCCAUUCUGAACGUUUCAAGUGUUCAUUCUGUUCAGGCCCUGUUGAUAUUUACGUUCUGGCCGCCGCUGAAAUCGUCAUUGAGUGCAGACGCUUCGUGGAACUCGAUCGGAAUGGCUAUUUUCCAGGCCAUCAGAAUCGGGCUCCAUGUGCCAGGUCAUUCUCCGGACGGAAUGAAAACAACCAACAUGGACCUUUUACAGGAGCAGGUUCGCACCUGGUUAUGUUGUAACGCGGUUUCCCAGACAAUCGGCACGGCUUUUGGGUUCCCCAGUUUUGUGCAGCUUGACACGUCGCUGUUGAUGUCAUGCAAGCCGAACUCGUCGUUCGAGAUCUCGGAGUCUCUACGUCAGAUGGUGGAAAUCCAACUAUUUGAGGAUUCCUUGGCCAAAACAAUGAAUAGCAACCCGUUGGAUCCCUUGAGGCUGGUCGAUGCCACUGAACGGCUACCAUUACUUCAUCUGCUCCACACGCAGCUUGACCAAUUGGAAAUCAAGCUGUUGUCAGAUUUCGCCAACCCCGUCGACGAUAUCCGUCGGCUGACUCUGUAUGCCGCAAGACUGCACAUCAGCACCUACUAUUUUCUGGACACCGACAGAAUAGCUCCGUUUGAGCUCAUCAAGGGCAUGACCAAAGCAUACAACGCCGCGUUGGCAGUUAUCCUACACUGCAAGGACGCUCAAGCCAGAGACAAGGGUUUCAUGAAGUACAUGCCGGGAGUUCAUGUGCUCACCAUGUGGCAGGCAGCUUUUAUUAUUGCACGGCUGGUGCAUUCCACGUACUCUUCGUUUGUCGAUGUCGGGGCCGGCAAAGAAGCGUACCAGAGUGCGAUUGAUCUGGUGUUCAAGGCGUCGGUUGUGAAACACGACAUGGCUCACCGUUCAUCUGGAAUCAUGCGCUCUUUAUGGCCUUUACUUAAGACACUCCAUGAACAGGGAGACGAGUUUCAAAAGGUCACUGUGCGGUCAAGAAUGGCCGCCAGUGUGUUCUUCGACUGUCUGUGGAUUCUGCGAGAGAAGAGCGGCAUGAUUAAGCUUGCUCCUCGCCAGGACGCGUCGAAUCUGGAUGGAGUGGUUGCAGAUGGGGAGUCUGAGUCUGACGAGUACGACGAGGCGGUGAAUUCUGGGUCCGACUCCGAGGAACGCGCCGAGGAGUCUAACGGUAAGGACUCGCAGCGGACGCCAAAUUCGUCUGUGUCGUCGCAAUCGCGAAGACGCCGCAAACAGCGCAGUUUGUCCAACACUCUGCAUCCUGAGUCUUCUGCUCGGAAGAUCAUCAAUACGAUCCCACUAGACCCCCAACCGAUCUCAUUGGCUGAAAAACAGGGCCAUACGAGCGGAACGAACAGCACCAACACGUCACCGUUCAUGCACCAGUACCGGUCUCCACCAAACCACGCAACGAUGCAACCGCCUCCAGUGAAGAACGUUCAAACAGCAGAACCAAAGACGACCGCAACAAAUCCUGUUCAGUACCCGCUGGACUCGUGGGAAAUGGUGUCGGAUCUGGACUCGGAGCUGCUGUUCAAGAACAUCGACACCGUGAUGGACGUGUUUGGCUUCCACACCGAGUAG
Ogataea philodendri is the source of this 2394-nucleotide messenger RNA. RefSeq lists its product as uncharacterized. NCBI's taxonomy places the organism in Eukaryota, Fungi, Ascomycota, Pichiomycetes, Pichiales, Pichiaceae. Bases 1 to 2394 code for a protein of 797 amino acids. The record is from RefSeq and is a predicted model, not a curated record. The transcript has a single exon. Gene Ontology annotation, cellular component: nucleus. Gene Ontology annotation, biological process: regulation of DNA-templated transcription; DNA-templated transcription. Gene Ontology annotation, molecular function: zinc ion binding; DNA-binding transcription factor activity, RNA polymerase II-specific; transcription cis-regulatory region binding.